Aspergillus steynii IBT 23096 is the source of this 1497-nucleotide messenger RNA. Its product is annotated as MDR family MFS transporter. The record is from RefSeq and is a predicted model, not a curated record. The transcript has a single exon. Gene Ontology annotation, molecular function: transmembrane transporter activity. Gene Ontology annotation, biological process: transmembrane transport. Lineage: Eukaryota; Fungi; Ascomycota; Eurotiomycetes; Eurotiales; Aspergillaceae. The annotation marks the transcript as partial.
CUGCCCACUAUUGUCCGCGACCUCAACUCGGGCGAUUCCUACGUAUGGAUCUCCAACGCAUACAUGCUCACCAUGGCCGCUUUCCAGCCGCUCUACGGUCAAACUGCCAAUAUUUUCGGUCGGCGCAGUUUGACCAUUCUCUCCGUGGUCCUAUUUGCCAUAGGCUCGGCCGUGGCCGGCGCAGCCAAGAACACCGGGGCUCUCAUCGCCGGACGCACGAUCCAAGGCCUCGGUGGAGGCGGCAUCAACGUGCUGAUCGAUAUCAUCGUCUGUGAUCUGGUCCCCUUGCGCCAACGACCCAAGUACAUGGGAAUCAUAUUCUCCCUCUUUGCCGUGUGCAUCUCGCUGGGCCCCGUCAUCGACGGCCUCAUGACCCAACGCGUCACCUGGCGCUGGAUCUUCUACCUCAACCUGCCCAUCUGCGGCGCCGCCCUUCUCCUCCUGAUCCCCUUCCUCCACGUCAACUACAAAAAGGACUCCAUCCGUAACAUGUUCCGCCGCGUCGACCUCCUCGGCAACGCCCUCCUGAUCGCCUCCGUCGUCGCCAUCCUGCUGGCCCUCACCUGGGGCGGCAUUAAACACCCCUGGGCCUCAUGGCGCACCCUCCUGCCCCUGAUACUCGGCAUCCUCGGCCUCGCCGGCUUCCUCGCUCUGGAAUCGUCGACGCUCCUCCCCACCGACGAGCCCACCAUGCCCCUCCGCCUCUUCGCCAACCGCACCUCCCUCGGCUCCUUCGGCCUCACCUUCAUCCACGCCAUGCUCACCUACUGGAUCACCUACUUCCUGCCCGUCUACUUCCAAUCCGUCAAAGAGGCCUCUCCGAUCCGCUCCGGCGUCGACCUCCUCCCCACCGCCGUCUCCGGCAUCCCCUUCGCCAUCCUCGCCGGCAGCGGCCUCUCCCUCCUCAACCGCUACCGCCCCUUCCACUUCGCCGGCUUCGCCCUCCUAAUCCUCUCCUCCGGCCUCUUUACCCUGCUCGACGCAGACUCCUCCACCGCCACAUGGGCCGGCUUCCAGAUCCUCGGCGCAGCCGGCGUCGGCGCCCUCCAGACCACCACCCUGCCGGCUCUUCAGGCUCCCCUCGCAGAGGCCGAUGUCGCCGUCGCAACGGCUACUUGGGCUUUCCUGCGCAGUCUGGGUGGUAUCUGGGGCGUCGCUAUCCCUGCUGCGGUGUUCAAUAGCCAAAUCAACAACUUGAUCCCGUCCCGGCUGCGCGGUGACCCGAGCUUGCAGGCUCGUCUGGCGAAUGGGGGCGCGUAUGAGCUAGCGACUAAGGAGUUCAUGACUUCGUUGAAUGAUAGCCCUCGUGUCAAGACUGCCGUUGUGGGCGUUUAUGUGGAUAGCCUGCGCAUCGUGUGGUAUGUUGGUCUUGCGUUUGCGAUUCUGGGAUUUCUGGUCGCGUUUGUGGUGAAGGAGGUGCCGAUGCGGGAGCAUUUGGAGACGGAGUUUGGGUUGGAUAAGGAGAAGAAGAGGGAGAUUGAAGAGGGGAGUGAUUAG